AUGACUCUCCCAUUUCGCGACAUCAACGUCCAGGUGGCUCCCGAUUCCUACACAUUCACCUCUCCUUCUUCCCCCAAUGCGCCCGCUCUCGUUAUCGAUCGUCCCACUGGGGACUUGCGCCUCAGCGAGGGCACCUCCUAUCCUAACAAGCGAGUGUCCCGCAUCACGAGCAUCGCCGGUAUACUGGGUGUCGUCCGAUUGAGACUGGACAAAUAUGUCAUCGUUAUCACCAAAGCCCAGCCCAUGGGCCGUCUCAAAGGCCAUAUGGUGUACAAAGUCGUCUCGACCGACCUUCUGCCUAUGCGCGAACGUCAAAUCAGAGACCCCGAUGAGGACAUGUUCAUAUCUCUGCUCAAGACCUUCGUGCUGCCCGGUCCUAUGUACUUCUCCUACUCCCUCGACCUCACCAACAGUUUCCAACGGCAGGCUUCCAUGGACAACACCACCCCUCUGUGGCAACGAGCCGAUGACCGCUUCUACUGGAACAGAUUCGUGUCCACCGACUUGAUCGACUUCCGCAAGAGAGGCAGCCGGUCACAACCAGGUCCACAAGCCGCCGCAGACCCCUUCAUCCUUCCAGUCAUGUGGGGCACACUUGAAAUCCGCCCGACUACUCUCAAGGGUACGCCGUUGACGAUCGGCCUAAUCACACGAAAGUCCCGUUAUCGGGCUGGUACACGAUAUCUGACCAGAGGUCUUGACGAGGAUGGUAAUGCUGCCAACUACAAUGAGACAGAACAAAUCCUCAUUUUGAAUGAUUCCAAUGGCGGACUAGGGGGCUAUGCUGGAAGCAACGACAUGCAGAGUGGCAAAUUUGGAGCAUCCAGCGGCAAGGAGAUGCAGGUAUUGUCCUAUGUCCAGACACGAGGAAGUGUGCCGGCCUUGUGGGCUGAAGUCAACACUCUCAAGUAUACCCCAAAGAUUCAAGUUCGUGGCGUCGAAGCAGCAUUGCCAGCGGCACAGAAGCACUUUGACCAGCAGAUCCGCAUCUAUGGUGAUAAUUAUCUGGUUAAUCUCGUCAAUCAAGGCGGUCGUGAGAAGCGCAUCAAGGAACUUUAUGAGCAAGUGGUAGAAAAGCUUGUCUCGUCUUCGCGGGAAAGCGUUAAGGGUGACUCCCGGACUGAUGAGAAGUUCCAUAUCAUUGAGCCCGCGACUUCGCAGCAGAAGUUCGACCGCCUGCAUUACGUCUACUUCGAUUUUCAUCACGAAACCAAGGGUAUGCAGAUGCAUCGUGCCAUGUUGCUUGUCGACAGAUUGCAGGACGCUUUGAUCGCUCAGCAAUACUUUCGCGGAAUUGAUAUGCCUGCUAAUGGCGGCCUCGAAACCCGGAAUUUUCAAACGAGCGUAGUCCGCACAAAUUGCAUGGACUCUCUCGACCGUACCAAUGUGGUUCAAAGCAUGCUAGCCCGUUGGACGUUGGACCGUAUGCUCAUUGAUCUUGGUGUUCUGCAGAAGGGAGAAAAUUUUGCCGAUGUUGACCACGAUUUCUACUACAUGUGGCGCAACAUUUGGGCCGACAAUGCCGAUACAGUUUCCCGUGCCUACGCUGGCACAGGCGCCAUGAAGACGGAUUUGACUCGCAUGGGCAAGCGAACGAACGGUGGCAAGCUCCAAGAUCUCAAUGUAGCUAUCUCGCGCUUUUACCUCAACAACUUCCGGGAUGGUCCCCGGCAAGAUGCCUUCGACGUCUUCCUUGGCGCCUAUGAUGCCAGCUCUGCCAACAUUGGCUCUGCUCUUGUAUUUGCCGACCGCAGACCCAUUCUCAUCCAGAGUAUUCCCUAUAUCCUUGCUUUUAGUGUCUUCGUGAUUUUCCUAUCUCUUUUCACACGCCGUGCUCCGGAUGCGGCCGUCUUGCCUCUGCGGCUUUUUAUUUUCGUCUGGCUCGCAGUGGCCGUCUAUUGUGCACAGUUCAUAUUGAAGAACGGAAUGCUAUUUGUCAACUGGCCCAAACUCAACCCCAGACCCUGGCAAAUUGAAGGUUACCAGGACACCAUCAGCAAAGUCCGGAAAGACAAGCUGCUUGGUCCAUUUGUCGCCAAGCAUGAGCGCGGACUCAGCACGGCUAGGUAUAUGAGCGCUGAGGAGGGCAAGAAGAGAAUUGAGUAG
Truncatella angustata is the source of this 2106-nucleotide messenger RNA. Its product is annotated as putative SAC1 protein. NCBI's taxonomy places the organism in Eukaryota, Fungi, Ascomycota, Sordariomycetes, Amphisphaeriales, Sporocadaceae. The record is from RefSeq and is a predicted model, not a curated record. Gene Ontology annotation, cellular component: endoplasmic reticulum. Gene Ontology annotation, molecular function: phosphatidylinositol-4-phosphate phosphatase activity. The coding region runs from base 1 to 2106 and encodes 701 amino acids. The transcript is spliced from 2 exons. Gene Ontology annotation, biological process: phosphatidylinositol dephosphorylation.